Messenger RNA from Carassius gibelio (silver crucian carp), 2839 nucleotides. Its product is annotated as SLAM family member 5. The record is from RefSeq and is a predicted model, not a curated record. The transcript is spliced from 6 exons. Lineage: Eukaryota; Metazoa; Chordata; Actinopteri; Cypriniformes; Cyprinidae. Bases 467 to 1438 code for a protein of 323 amino acids.
UCUGGUGGAAGUUACUGCAGCCAAAGCAGAAACAACCACUUUAAAAGUCAUUUUCUCAAAACCAUGACUUCUCGCAGUCAUUAAAACAUACAUUGUUUGUGUUUAAUUUAAAUUCUAUCACUAGUCUUUGCUAAAAUUCAGAUAGACAUAAAUUUAAAUGGCCCCUCUGAGUUUUUUUUUUUUUUUUGGAAAUUGACAAUUAAGCUAUAGUAUUUGUUUUUAGACUAGACUACUAAAUGAAUUUACCCCAAACAAAAGUGGGAGAGGUCAUGAAUCAAUAAAGUAUCAUUAAAAUGAUGGUAGGCAGCUCUGCAUAAAACACGAGAGACUGUGGUUUAUAAAACAAAAAAAGACCAGUACAACCCACAGCAGACACGCAACACAGACUUCAGCAGUUUUCAUCUCUGUGAUCUCCGUACACUCACUACAGGACUUUAAUUUCUCCUUUUCUGAGCUGCCGAAGGAAAUGUUUUGCUUUUCUGUUUUUUGCUGUUUGAGCUUUUGGCAUCUGGUUGUGUUUGGUGUUGAAGAUGAAGUGAAGUCAGUGUCAGUGAUGGAGGGAGAAUCAGUCACUCUACAGACUAAUGUUACUGAAUUACAGAAACUUGAUGUAAUAACAUGGACAUUUGGAUAUCCAGAGACUCGUUUAGCUCAAAUCAAUAAAGAGGAGGGAACUGUCUCCACAUAUGAUGAUGUUCUUGAUGGGAGAUUCAGAGACAGACUGAAGCUGGACAAUCAGACUGGAUCUCUGAUCAUCACAAACACCAGAACCACAGACUCUGGAAAUUAUACAGUAAACAUCAAAGGCACAAAAGCAACCACAUACAGAUUCAAUCUUACUGUCUAUGCUCGUCUGUCUGUUCCUGUCAUCAUCAGUAACUCUUCACAAUGUUCUUCAUCAUCUUCAUCAUCAUCAUCAUCACAGCAGAAUUGUUCACUGUUGUGUUCAGUGGUGAAUGUGGGUCAUGUGAAUCUCUCCUGGUACAAAGGAAACAGUUUAUUGUCCAGCAUCAGUGUGUCUGAUCUCAGCAUCAGUCUCUCUCUACCUCUGGAGGUGGAAUAUCAGGAGAAAAACAGCUACAGCUGUGUGAUCAACAAUCCCAUCACAAACCAGACCACACAUCUGGACAUCAGCAAACUCUGUCAACCAUGUCCAGCCGUUGUGACACCAGGUCCACACUCUACUUCAAACUCUACUUCAUAUUCUCCAGGCUCUGAAUCUCAGAUAGUGUUGAUUUCUGCUGCUGUGGCUGGAUUUCUGUUGAUUGUAGCAGCAGUCGCGAUCUACUGGAUCUACAGGAGACACGUAAGAUUAGAUCAGACUCGGAAUGAAGAGAUCACUUACGCUGAACCAACAUUCCACAAACAAAAAGCACAGAAACCGGGAGUCAAACAGGAGGAUGAGGUGGUGUAUGCAGGCAUUGUCACAAAAAGAUGAUCGAAUUCCUCAUUAAUGUUGCCAUCACAGUCAGUACAGUUUCCAUGUAAGCUAGAAAGACAACAGAUUAUAAACCUUUUUAUAAUCUGUUAUAGUCUGUUAUAGUCUUUCGGCAAAAUUUUUUCUUUUCAAUCCUUUUACAUGCAGCAGUGUUACUUUGUUAGUCUUCAGAUGAAACUCAUCUGAAAUGUGUUAUACAUGUUAUUUUUAGGGAUAUAUUCAGUUAAAUAUUUACUUACUCUUAAAUUACAUGUGAUUGUAUAAUGUUUUGAUCUUGUUAUUAGAAAACGCUUCCCCUCCAAAUACAAGAUUUUAUAGCUUUCCGUGUUUUCACUGUUAUACGCUUGGGGACAAUAUUACAUACUUCUGAAUGAGAGUAGAAUCUUCCGAUCAAAAACACAGGCGAUGAAGACACACAAAUAAGCAUUUCUAAUAUGUAAGCAUAUGCAUAUGAAAAAUAAUACUAUUAUAAGUAAUAAACAGCGUAAAUAAAAACUGCCUAAUGUUAACGAAAUGUCAAUCUAGGAAGUGGGAAAGGACGUGCAAGAUUUGGGAGAGCUGAUUGAAGCGUUCUUCUGCAUCUAUGCUUUGCUUAUUCCACUGAAUAUAAUCCACAUGUACUGCAACCUAAAAAAAAAAAAAAACUCUGGCAGGGAAAGAGUUAAUCACUUAAUUAGGUCAAUAAAACAUGUCUCAUGCUGAAAAAAAAAAAAUGACGCAUGCUUCAAAAAUUUCCUUGAUCCUGAUUGGUUGAGCCACAUUCGAAGCUGUUGUAAAUUAUUUUACAAACAUACAGUACACCUUUAUUUAUGCCUGUGUGUUGUUUGGCAACCACACCGCUUCGUGCCUAUUAACAACGCCCCUUAGCUGUUAUAAAUUAACUGUAAUCCACUGGUUUAUUGCUUUUAUACAUUCAAUUAUGUAAACAUGAACUAUUUACAUUGGCAAAUGAAUGACGGUAUAAUGCAGCGUUGUUCACACCCUUGCUUACUGCUUACCAAGAUGAUGUAAAUGCAAACUAAAAAUACACAAACAAGAAUAAUGUAGUCUGCAAAAUGAUGAUUUUGUCACAAAUAUUAUCAGCAGACGGAUGAUUUGGGUGUUUUUUAUUGCCGUGUGUAAUGCAUUUGACACUUAAGCAGCUGCAGUCACAAUAAAACCUGCUUGGAUUUCUCUGGCUUUGGAAAGAAAAUCUUCAUCUUCUGGUGGACAAACAACUUAUGCAUGCAAAUCUAUAACUGGACAUUUGUGGUGAGUGUCAGCAUGUGAAUAGUGUGUGUGGGCGGGAUGGGGUGUGAAUGAACAGCAAACCUUUGAAUGCACUUACGCAAUUUAACUUCCUUGUUUGUAAUCUGAAAUUAACUGCUGCUUCUAUAAAUGCAGAUGCUUCAAACAAAACAA